AUGGAGGACGCACAUCCAUGGGGGGAAUACAUAGAUUUUUAUUUCGAUCUUGGUUUAAACUAUAAAGACAUUACGUCGGUGCUUGGUAGUAGACACGGCUUUCAUAUUAGUGAGAGACAUCUGAAGAGAGUUCUCAGCGCAAGGGGACACACUCGUCGCAAAGCGUACUCUGACCUCACAGCCUUGGUUGAUUUCAUUAGCAACGAGCUGCAGUACUCUGGACAGCUUCACGGAUACCGAUGGAUGUACGCUAAAUGCAGAGAACAUGGACUACGUGUAAGAAAAGAGGAUGUGCGCUUGGUAUUGAAGGAGAUGGAUCCCCGAGGAGUGGCAUUAAGGCAAGCAAGACGUCUCAGGCGAAGGAACUAUUUUUCCAAAGGACCGAACUUCAUCUGGCACCUGGACUCAUAUGAUAAACUAAAGCCAUAUGGCAUUUGUAUUAAUGCGAGUAUUGAUGGUUUCUCAAGGAAAAUAGUCUGGCUUAAUGCCUAUACAACAAAUAGUAAUCCAAAGGUUAUUGGGGGCUAUUACAUAGAAGCGGUACAGCGUUUAAGGGGCUGCCCUAGAGUUGUGAGGGGCGAUCUUGGAACCGAAAAUGGCCAUGUUAGAGGCUUUCAGCGUUUUCUUGUGCCCGUGAACCCAAAUGACACCCUUGACAGUUACUUGGAGGGAGCAAGUUCUGGCAAUCAAAGAAUUGAAUAUUGGUGGCGUUUUCUUCGCAGCCAGUGUCUGGAGUUUUGGUUGUCCUUGUUUGAAGACAUCAGAAACAAUGGAUACUUUGAUGGUGGAUUUCUGGAAAAAAACCUCCUUCAGUAUUGUUUUAUGGGCCCUAUCCAGGAUGAGCUGGAUGAGACUGCACAGGUUUGGAAUGCACACUCCAUCAGGCCAUCAAAAAACAUCAACAUCCCCAGUGGCCGGCCCAAUGUGAUGUAUACAUUACCUGAGCUCUACAGGACAAGAGACUUCAUUUGCCACGUUGAGGAGAAGCAUGUUGAACUGUGCAAAAAUGAGUGUGUUUUUCGGCAGACCAAACCAUGUGAUCAAGAUGUAUAUGAACUAUGCAGUAUCCUUAUGAGUGAGUCCCAUCGGACUCCACCAACAGACCCAUAUCAGGCUGUGAAUCUGUAUAUGCAUCUAAGAGAGGCCAUCAUGGCAUCACUGUAA
Archocentrus centrarchus (flier cichlid) is the source of this 1164-nucleotide messenger RNA. RefSeq lists its product as uncharacterized. Lineage: Eukaryota; Metazoa; Chordata; Actinopteri; Cichliformes; Cichlidae. The record is from RefSeq and is a predicted model, not a curated record. Bases 1 to 1164 code for a protein of 387 amino acids. The transcript is spliced from 2 exons.